AUAAAUAUGACAGAAAAGGAAUUCUCACCAAAUUCCAGCCAUUACAAGCUAGAGAGUUAGGGCUGUGAGCUCGAACCUACUCUCACCUCCGCCCAGCUCCACACAACCGCCUUACCGGAAAAUGGCUGGCACCUCCGAUCCCCAUGCCUCCGCAUUUUCGGCCGCAGAGCUGGAGUUUCUCGCGGAGGAUGAAAUGAUUGAAAUUGUGCCGAAUUUGAGAAUGGAUGCUCUCAAUUUCAUAUCUGGGGAUUUCGGUCCUUUUAGACCGCAAAUACCUACUCAAGCGCCACUUUGGUUGGCUGUUGCCUUGAAGAAGAGAGGGAAGUGCACAAUUCGAGCUCCAGAGUGGAUGUCGGUUGAUAAGUUAACACAAGUACUGGAAGCAGAGCGAGAUUCUGAUAAGUUUCAGCCUUUGCCAUUUCACUAUGUAGAAAUAUCAAGGCUUCUUUUUGAUCAUGCACAGGGCGAUAUUCCUGAUACCUACAUGGUAAGGUCCCUCAUUGAGGACAUCAAGGACGUGAGGUUUCAUAAGAUCGGGAAAGGUUUGGAGUCUAUCUCAGGGGGAGGUACUUUUGCGCUGAAGCUCAAGAACUUGUCUGCAAUGGAAGCAAAUAUAGUGCGCCCAUUUGUUACAAGAGCUCUGGAGACAUUUUACAAGCUUAGUAGUUCUGAUAUGAUUCAAGAAACAGACAACGCUCCUAAUAGACAACAAACAGCCAAUCGUGGGCCAAGACGGCAACUGAAGGAUAGAUGAUUCCAAUCCGUGGAGGUACUGUACAAAUGUAUUUGGAACAGUAUCAAACUGAAUGUAGUGAGUUCCUCUAAUUGGCUCUUAUAGUACUUCAAUUCCUUUAUAGUAUAUUCAUCCACAAUAUGUUUCUCCGUUUCUAUAA
Salvia splendens (bonfire salvia) is the source of this 893-nucleotide messenger RNA. RefSeq names its product DNA replication complex GINS protein PSF2. The coding region runs from base 122 to 754 and encodes 210 amino acids. Gene Ontology annotation, cellular component: nucleus; GINS complex. Gene Ontology annotation, biological process: DNA replication; double-strand break repair via break-induced replication. The transcript has 8 exons. Lineage: Eukaryota; Viridiplantae; Streptophyta; Magnoliopsida; Lamiales; Lamiaceae. The record is from RefSeq and is a predicted model, not a curated record.